AUGGGGUUACUAGCCAGGCUAAAAGCCACGGGUUAUCGAAAAGAGGAUGGUCUUAGGCCCAAACCAACAGAGUCAGUGGCAGAAACUGGCAAGAAACGCCGCUCAUAUACCACGAGUAGUAAUUUCAAGACCACGAAUCCUGCCAGAGACUUUUAUAUCGAGCAAGAAGCCCCGCAUAAAAUUUGGAAGCCCAACGAAUAUAUCUGCGGAGAAGCGGUCCUGGUCUUGAAAAACGACAUUGAAAACAUUGCUGUAAUGCUUUCCCUGCUUGGGGAAGUCAAGACGCGCGGCUUGGGACCUCGGACUCGGUCAGAAAAGCUUUUCGAAAGAACUACUGUUGUUUACGGUGAACCAGAAGAAGCAGAGCCUGGAAAAAAAGCCGUAAUCAACGGACUCACAAAAGGCGAGCACAGGUUCCCCUUCAGACUCAAAGUGCCCUCCAAGAAUAUCUUCACAUCAAUUAAGUUCGAAAGAGGGUCCAUCUCCUACUGCAUUCGGUGUACACUCGAAGCUUCGCAAAAUCGCUGCGUAGAUAAGGUCAUGGCUGUGUGUGAGCGAAACAUCUCCGUUAUGGUACCGCUAGACGUGAGCAAUGUUCCAAAACCCAAAACUAAAACGGUAGUAUUACAAUCUCCCGCGGUUUUAAAACAGACCAAGACUGAGCACGAUAGCAGUUCAAGCUUCACAAAACGCACCGGGGGAUCCAAGAAUUCCGGAUCUACUAUAGCCACAUCGAAUUCGUUCAAAACAGUGACGAUAAAUGUAGAUCUCCCGUCUUCAGGUUACGUCAUAGGAGAAGUCAUCCCAGUCAAGUUAAAUUUAGAACACUAUCGAGAAUACUCCCAUUCUACUGGGCUAAUAGCGACUUUAGUCAGGAUAUGUCGAGUGGAGGACUCUUCAAAGGAGAAUGCCAUCGAGACGUAUCGAAAAGACAUAUGCCAAACUGUUUCACCCAUCUACGUCAAUCCUGAAUCUUUGGAAUGCAGUGUGACUGUAUAUUUGAAGGUACCUUUUGAUGCCUUUCCUACGCUGCGACUUCCGAACCGGAGAUUUUCAUUUCAAUAUUACGUGGAGGUUCUGGUCAAUUUGUCGCGCAAGAACCUCGCAUUCACUGAAUCUAACCGGGUCGUAGACACUACUUCCAACGCACAAGUAUCAAGCUCACCAGGAAAAUCUAUAGAAGAGACGCUUGCCAUUCUACAGAGGAAAAUACAGUCCGGUUCCAGCACUGAGAACUUUCAAGAUGACGACCGAGAGUCAAUGAUAUUUUUCAAGGAUCUGAUUAACGUCGACAAAUUGAAAAGACUGCGGAAUGUUACUGGAAUGUCCAUCGAAAUUGUUGUCGGUACCACAAGAUUAGAGCCAUCAAAUACUGGUACCGCUGCGGAGACACCCGCAGAGAACGCUCUUUCACCAAAUAACACAACGGCAGAAAUUUCGCUUGCAGAUGCAACCGUAAGCACAACACCACAUACUGAAGUGGCACCAACAGAUUACGUUUACAGCCGGAGUGAAAAACACACCUUACUUCCCCGUCCUUCAUACGUAUUCGAUUAUGAGGAAAGCCCUUUGUUGCCAUUACCUGAAUAUACCCCAAAUUCCCUGUUCAAUGUGACAGAGGACAAAGACGAAAUAGAACUUAAAAGGUUAGAAGAAUUAGAAAGUGAGCCACCUAUGGCGGCUUAA
This is a messenger RNA of Lachancea nothofagi CBS 11611, 1686 nucleotides long. NCBI's taxonomy places the organism in Eukaryota, Fungi, Ascomycota, Saccharomycetes, Saccharomycetales, Saccharomycetaceae. The record is from the annotation of a GenBank genome assembly.